AUGGAUAGAGAGAAGUUUCGGCAGAAGGCUCUGAAGCAAACUAAGCAGAAGAAAUCCAAGUCGGCUGAAUUUCUGAUGGUUAAAGAAGAUAGAGAGGCUACGGAAGGCAUUGGGAACCCAGCUUUUAACGUGAGCAGCCCGGAUCUCUUAGCACAUCAGACUUCAGACAGGAAAGUUAUUAGACGUGACACGCUGGAUCCUACCCUUGCAGCUCACCAACAAAAAUUCAGGCUGCUGGCCUCUGCUGAACCAAAAGGAAAUGAAUACAGCAGAAAUUACUUUGACCCACUGAUGGAUGAGGAAAUAAACCCAAGGCAGUGUGGGAUGGAGGUCAGCAGAGAGGACGAUACAGAAUCCACGGAUAUCAUCAAAAGAGACAUGUACAAGAGAAGGCGAGGACUUACUCUCAGGAUAGUUUUUAGCAGUAGCCCAAAGCAAGCACCCCUGCAAGUUGAUACUAGAAUUCUCAAUGAUCGAUUAAUGAAGCUGUUUGAGGAGAGAGGACAAGGAGAAGCCCAAGAGAAAGUCAAGUUUCGUGUGAUCCUUUUGGGGCGAAUAGAUGGGAGCCACCAGGAGGAGAUUUUGGAUUCUGAAGAGACAGUGAAUUCCAGAAAGAGACCGGAAUCCCACAAAGAGGGCAGCGAGGCAUCUGAAGGAUAUGUUCAGAAAAAUACAAUUCUGCUUGGAAGUUCUUCUUUGGAACAGGCAAACCUUUUCAUUAUCCCCAUUGUCAAUUUCUCUUCCUUUUAUCUCUCCUCCUCUUGUACCCGCUGCAGAGUGCCAAGUCAACCAUUAAUUGCACAUCGAGAUGUCUGGAAAGAAAACAGACCGGCCGAGCUCUGUACUCUCACAGACGUAACUCACGAAUCAAAGGCAGCAGCAGCAGGACCUUGCUGGAAGGUUGAGCGCGGCCAGGCGCCUCAGCAUCUUCAAGUACGGAUGAAAUGUGCAAGAGGCCUCAAGAACAAGGCUCCCCGAGGCUCCUACCGCCUCAGGGUGUCCCUGCUUGGUCGACCAGGUGGCUGUGUCUUCCAGUGGCAGCAAACGGAGCAGCUGAAGACCGGAACACACCCAGUGAGGCAUGAUGGAAAUUUUUAUGAUCUGGGGCUCUAUUUCCACGAAAGCCUUUAUGUGGCACUCCCUCCGAAGAAAGAUGUGAAACCUGGCAUGGCGUUCUUGUUUGAACUCUGUCUCCUUCGUGGGAAAUAUGCUUCUUUUGACUGGGUUGUGGGCUGGGCAGCCUUCCCUGUGUGUGAUAACAACUUUGAUGUAGUGGACGGGAAAUUCAAGUGUCCCCUUCUCCGAGGUCAUUAUGACCAGAAAUUCGACAGCUUCAGGAAAAUGGAAGAUUUGAUGUGCCAGGACUUGGACCACUGGCUGUGCAAUCUCUACUUUCAGGUUAUUAAACUUCCUCUGUGUUUGGAUGAUCAAACAACCUAUGAAAGGCAGACUCAGCUUCCUCCCGAAUUUCCAGUUUCUUUAAUGGCUGGAGCAGAGACAGCAGAAUCAGGCGUGGAGAAUACGGUUGGCCUUUCAGAGAAACAAACAGAAGAAAACAUUUGUUCAUCCCUGGAUGGGGCGCUUCAUGCAUCCCAAGGAAGCAUUUCUAAUAAAUUUGGUCCCUGCCCUAUGGACUGUGAUCUCAAUCUCUUAAAAGAAGACCGUGAAUUACACAAGAAGAGAGAAAGCCUGAUAAAUCACUCAGUGAAGGAAAAAUCAGCUGCUUGGAGAACUGGAGAACUUGAGGAUUAUUCAGAGGAUGUAUCUUACUUGGAGGAACUGGAGAAACACAGAUUUUCAGUUUGGUGUUCCUCGGUUGCUGAUGGUACUGGAUCUAGAGAAUUCUUCAAGCACCUUCAUUUCGGGAUGGUGUCGGCGUUCUCGGAACUUCAACUCGCUGAGUGGCGAAGCCAGGGCUUCUGGUACAUCAUCCUACUGAUGGCAUCUCUCUGGUUCCUGAGGCUCUACCUCCAUUACCUUAGCCAGUGGCUUUUCCUCCAGGCCAUUUCAAUUCCUGUUACAAAAUUCCAUUUUUCCCCUUUCACGGUUGAGCUUUGCUACCCAUCUUCCUCACUUGCCAUCAAAGAAGAGUUGCUCGUAGUUGUGGUGGGUCCUUUAAUGCUGAAUGCAGUGAUACUUCCUUUGGUUCUGAUCAGAUGGGGCUGUCAGCUACUGUUUGCCUCCUGCCCUGAUGUCUUGUCAAAAUUAAUCAUUACCAUGGGACUAUGGACAGUUCUAGACCCAUUGGCCGUGUUUAUAGUGGAUACUGUCCUCGGGCGGCUUACACAGAAUGGGGAGACUCCCGUAGCUGACGCAGCAAAGCUGUACUGGGUGUUUGUAAGAACCAUGCAGUCGGGAAUUCUCGGUGUCAUGCUCACAGUGCUAAUUUACAUCCUCCUGUUCAUCAUUUCUUCUUUGAUUUUAUAUUUGUACUGUCUCAGAUUGCACAGUGAUUCUUGGAUAUUGGAUGUAUUUCAACGCAUCCAUAGUGAAGAAACCAAGUUUUUCAUACCGUAUGAUUUGGAGAUUUCCAAUCAGGAGCUCAGUUACAUAGUGAAAAGGUCUGAGCAGUGGAGAGGAAUCAACGGUGACAGAAGGAAGUCACGCAGAAAACCCCGACGAUUUUACCAUAAAAAUAGUAAUCUUCAGACACGGACGGUGGUCGAUCGUGUCCCACCUUGGUGUCGUUUCCCUUUAGGGAUUCCUUCAGUAGCACUGCUGCUCCUGAUGGCUGAAGCAGACUUGUCUUCCUCCCGUUCUCAAACUCCAAUAGAAGGGUGGACAAGCUUUCCCCGCCUUGGGUAUUUCAACGUAGCUCCAGUAGGACUUACAAAAGAACUGGCUAAAUACCAGGAACGACAGGGACACAAGAUGGAAAUGAUAAAAAGCUAUGGGAGCUCCAGCUUCCUCAGCGUAUGUGAUGGAGAUCACAUUCCAGCUGUUCGAUUUGGAAGCCGUUGUCCCAGAGUCAUCAAGUUCUGGUGGAAAUAA
Puma concolor (puma) is the source of this 2991-nucleotide messenger RNA. The record is from RefSeq and is a predicted model, not a curated record. NCBI's taxonomy places the organism in Eukaryota, Metazoa, Chordata, Mammalia, Carnivora, Felidae.